Molecule: messenger RNA, 260 nt
Organism: Dentiscutata heterogama
Lineage: Eukaryota; Fungi; Glomeromycota; Glomeromycetes; Diversisporales; Gigasporaceae
Source: the annotation of a GenBank genome assembly
UCAUAUCAUGGCAAAUUCAAACCGAGGAAAUAAUUUUAACAAUGUUAAAAAUGAUGAAUAUAAAGUCGUUACUGAUGGCUUGAAAAAAAUUUAUAACCAAAAAAUCAAGUCACUGGAAACUACUUAUAAUUUUGAAGGGUUUCAUUCACCUCCACUAACGGAUAGUGAUAUAGAAGCAAAGCCAAUUGUACUACUCAUGGGACAAUAUUCGACUGGAAAAACCACUUUCAUAAAACACUUAUUAGAAAGGGAAUAUCCUG